Molecule: messenger RNA, 1298 nt
Organism: Aspergillus heteromorphus CBS 117.55
Lineage: Eukaryota; Fungi; Ascomycota; Eurotiomycetes; Eurotiales; Aspergillaceae
Gene: cwc26
Product: putative cell cycle control protein (Cwf26)
Exons: 1
Biological process (GO): mRNA splicing, via spliceosome
Cellular component (GO): U2-type spliceosomal complex; RES complex
Molecular function (GO): RNA binding
Source: RefSeq, a predicted model, not a curated record
UCCUCUCAUCAUCCAUCAUCUCUCAAUUCCAACUACUCCUACUCGAGUUUGCUUGACUCCGAUCUACGUUUUGAUCUGGGUGGGUAGAUAUCUACAUACCUACCACAUCGACCCCCACCCUACUCAACAUCGGUCCACCUCUCGAACCACACACACACACCCACCAACCCCGAUCCAGCGCCAGAGACCUCAAAAUGUCCUCCCUCUCCUCCUACCUCGCAAAAAACUACCUAACGGCCGACCCGUCCCCGGCCUCCGAGCGCCCCAAAAAGAAGCGCAGAAAGAACGCCCCCGUCGACACCACGCCCUCGGGCCUGAUCAUCGCCGACGACGACCCGCCGUCCCUCCGCUCGUGGGGCGGCGGCGGCCUCCACGACGACGAGGACGGACCAUCUAUCGUCUCCGGGCCUGGGACGACGAGCCGUGGCGGGGAAUUCCGACGCAAGAAGACGUCGGGUUGGAGGAAUCUUUCCGGCAGUGCAGGGGAUGAGGAGAAGGCGGCGGCGGAUGCGAUAUUGGCGGGCGUGAUUGCGGAGAGGAAGGCCGGACGGGACGGUGAUGAGGAUGAGGAUGAUGAGGAUGCGCCGGUGGUAGAGGAAGAGACGGAUGCGAUGCGGAUGGAAUCCGGCGCGUUAGCGGGCCUACAGACCGCCGCGCAGACGGCAGCGAUGGUCGCGGAGCAGGAGAAACGAAAGAAGAAGGAAGCAGCGCGGUAUAAGGAUUCCGCGCUGGGCGAGAAGGCGCAGGAGACGAUAUACCGAGACGCGAGCGGACGGAUCAUCAAUGUGGCGUUGAAGCGGGCGGAGGCGCGACGUGCAGAGGAAGAGAAGAAGCUCCAGGAGGAGGAGGCGAAGGAGGCGCUUAUGGGCGAUGUCCAGCGCAAGGAGAGGGAGGAGAGGAGACAACUGCUGCAGGAGGCGAAGGUUAUGCCCCUGGCGCGGACGGCUGAGGAUGAGGAUAUGAAUGAUGAGCUGAAGUCGAGGCAGCGCUGGAAUGAUCCCGCUGCGCAGUUUUUGUCGAACAAGGGCGAGAAGGCGGUUAGUCGCACCGGUAGGCCGUUGUAUCAGGGGGGCUUUGCGCCGAAUCGCUAUGGCAUUCGGCCGGGGCAUCGCUGGGAUGGCGUGGAUCGUGGAAAUGGGUUCGAGAAGGAUUGGUUUGGCGCGAGGAAUCGAAAGGGCAGGUUGGAGGCCCUGGAUUAUGCUUGGCAGAUGGAUGAAUAGGUGGGCUGUUGUGUAUGAUACAUAGGGUUGAUCUGGUGCUGGCGCUGGAUGUGAUAAUGUGAUGGAUGUGCGAUAGAC